Molecule: messenger RNA, 1759 nt
Organism: Carassius gibelio (silver crucian carp)
Lineage: Eukaryota; Metazoa; Chordata; Actinopteri; Cypriniformes; Cyprinidae
Product: coatomer subunit alpha
Exons: 13
Coding region: 192-1541 (449 amino acids)
Biological process (GO): retrograde vesicle-mediated transport, Golgi to endoplasmic reticulum; intra-Golgi vesicle-mediated transport; endoplasmic reticulum to Golgi vesicle-mediated transport
Cellular component (GO): COPI vesicle coat
Molecular function (GO): structural molecule activity; protein binding
Source: RefSeq, a predicted model, not a curated record
AUUUGUGGCGCACGGAAACACCGACGGGGUUGAGUGGAUUCAGUAGACGUGUCCUCUGCGGAAGUGCAGUUGCAGAAUCAAAAAGCAAAAUCCCUUCCUCACGGGGGAUGGUUUUAGGAUUUACAUUAACGUAAACGGAGCUAUAUCUUCUUACAGUACGCAUUCCUAUUCGGUCAUUAUUGUCAGUGAAAAUGUUGACCAAGUUUGAGACUAAGUCGGCCCGAGUGAAAGGGCUGAGUUUCCACCCGAAACGGCCCUGGAUUCUGACUAGUUUGCACAACGGCGUCAUCCAGCUGUGGGACUAUCGCAUGUGCACCCUCAUCGACAAAUUUGACGAGCAUGAUGGUCCAGUCAGAGGCAUUGACUUUCAUAAGCAGCAGCCACUGUUUGUGUCUGGAGGAGAUGACUACAAGAUCAAGGUGUGGAACUACAAGCUGCGUCGGUGUCUCUUUACUCUUCUUGGACAUCUUGACUACAUUCGUACCACAUUCUUUCAUCACGAGUAUCCCUGGAUCCUGAGUGCCUCAGAUGAUCAAACCAUUCGCAUUUGGAAUUGGCAGUCCAGAACAUGUGUCUGUGUGCUGACGGGGCAUAAUCACUAUGUGAUGUGUGCUCAGUUCCACCCAUCUGAGGACCUGGUGGUGUCGGCUAGCUUGGAUCAGACUGUGCGCGUGUGGGAUAUUUCCGGUCUGAGGAAGAAGAACUUGUCUCCGGGUUCUGUGGACACGGAUGUGCGUGGCAUCUCUGGUGUGGACCUGUUUGGGGGCUCUGAUGCAGUAGUGAAGCACGUUCUGGAGGGUCACGAUCGAGGCGUAAACUGGGCAGCCUUCCAUCCCAGCAUGCCUCUCAUUGUGUCAGGAGCAGAUGACCGCCAGGUCAAGAUCUGGAGGAUGAACGAAUCAAAAGCAUGGGAGUUGGACACCUGUCGAGGGCACUACAACAAUGUUUCCUGUGCGGUGUUCCAUCCUCGUCAGGAGCUCAUCCUGUCCAACUCUGAGGACAAGAGCAUCCGUGUGUGGGAUAUGUCCAAGAGGACAGGCGUCCAGACCUUUCGCAGAGAUCACGACCGUUUCUGGGUGCUGGGGGCUCACCCCAACCUCAACCUGUUUGCUGCUGGCCAUGACAGUGGGAUGCUGGUGUUUAAACUGGAAAGAGAACGUCCAGCUUAUGCUGUGUAUGGUAACAUGCUGUACUAUGUAAAAGAUCGCUUCCUGCGUCAGCUUGACUUCAACAGCAGCAAGGAUACACCCGUCAUGCAGCUGCGCAGUGGAUCCAAAUUCCCAGUGUUCAGCAUGUCCUACAACCCUGCAGAAAAUGCUGUGCUGUUGUGCACUAGAGCUACUAACCUGGAAAACAGCACAUAUGAUCUGUAUUCCAUUCCCAGAGAGAGUGACUCACAGAAUCCUGAUGCUCCAGAGGGAAAGCGUUCCUCUGGACUAACCGCGGUUUGGGUGGCUAGGAACCGAUUUGCUGUACUCGACCGCAUGCACUCAGUAAGUGAAUCAAGCCACACUUAUUUGAAGAACACAGUGCUGCAGUGAUGACAUUUAUGUAGGCCUACCCUGGAAGUUAGCAUCACCCUGGUUCCCUCUGCAAAACCUCAAUUAGAUUUAUUUUUUUAUUUUUUUCUGUUGGCUUAUCACAAAAAAUAAGUUCUGCAACCAACAAAAGUUUGAGUCUUACAUUUAGUUCAUCAUAAUAAACUUUACUAACGAAGACAACUUAAAGCUUAAAUACAGUCUCCAGAAGAUAAAAGCAA